Molecule: messenger RNA, 1811 nt
Organism: Leguminivora glycinivorella
Lineage: Eukaryota; Metazoa; Arthropoda; Insecta; Lepidoptera; Tortricidae
Product: luciferin 4-monooxygenase-like
Exons: 9
Coding region: 60-1655 (531 amino acids)
Biological process (GO): long-chain fatty acid metabolic process; fatty-acyl-CoA biosynthetic process
Molecular function (GO): long-chain fatty acid-CoA ligase activity
Source: RefSeq, a predicted model, not a curated record
AGUUGCAUUCGCAGACUGUAUGAGUUAAUAAAUUCUUUAAAUAUUAAAAUUUUAUCACAAUGUACUCGUAUAACAUCAAUUACGUUUACGGAGAUCAAAAUGUUCAAGUACCGGCGCACUUGAAUUUCGGCAAAUACAUAUUGGAGAGGCUAAAACAAGCGUAUAAAACUAACGAAGUGGCCGUGGAAAAUGCUCUUUCGGGGGAGGCUAUAACAUACAAGGACUUUACCCAAUAUGCUGUAGACCUGUCAGUUGCUCUAACAGACUUGGGAGUGAAGACUGGUGAUACUGUUGGCAUUGGCAGCGAAAAACGAGUACUGUUCAUUCCCACCGCCGUAGCUGUUGUUUUUAGCGGGGCAGCUUAUACGCCAUAUGAUUUACAAAGUGGAAGAGCCGGCUUAAAGCACAAGUUGAAUUUGACCAGACCAAAAUAUUUCAUCUGUUCUGCAUUAUUUUGGAAAACAUAUGAAGACGUCUUGAAAACAAUGGAUUUUAUAGAAAAUUUUAUUUGUUUUGACGAUAGCAAUGAUAUCGAAUUAUCUUUGAAGACUUUUCUUACAAAACAAACAAAUGUCAGCACUUUUGAGCCAGCUACUGUACAAGGACAAACAGAUACCGCUCUUAUCCUGUACUCAUCUGGUACGACUGGUAUGCCGAAGGGAGUCCAACUAACACAUUUAAAUUGCAUCUUAAAUAGUUUACCAAAAGAUUUCGAAGACGAAUCCCUAAAAACUAUGUUUCUAUUCGGAGAAUGGUAUCAUAAUUACGACACCUUCAUGACUUACAAGUUCCUUUCCUUGGGAAGAAGAGUUGUCUACGUGGAUAGUGUUACACCUGAAAACCUCUUGAAAAGUAUUCAGAAAUGUCAGGUAAACAUUACUAUGUUGGUACCAUCACUCGUUGGUUACUUAUCUAAAGCAGAACAAGUAGACCGGUAUGAUAUAAGUUCAUUAAAAAUUAUCUACUGUCGCUCAUCACCCCUGCAUGGAAGAACGAUUGAAGCUAUCAAAAGAAGGUUUCCGACGCUUAAAAAAUUAUUACAAGGAUACGGUAUGACCGAAUCAGGCGAACUUACGUCAGAGAGUUGGGGUACCAAGGGCCCCAAAGUAGGAAGUGUCGGUAUGGCAUCUCCUGGAAUAACUUUAAAAGUUGUAGAUCCACAAACGCGCGAGGUACUAGGCCCAAACCAGCGAGGAGAAAUAUGUCUGCGCGGCCCCGUGUUUAUGAAAGGUUACAUUGGUAUUGAGCCUUCGACGUACCUGGAUGACCAGGGAUUCUUCUUAACUGGAGACUUGGGCUACUAUGACGAAGACAAAUAUUUUUACAUUGUUGAUAGGCUGAAGGAAAUAAUCUCAUAUGACGGAAACAAGGUGGCUCCAUUAGAAUUGGAGACGAUCCUGCUACUACACCCGGGCGUCCGUGAGGCGGGCGUCGUGGGCAACCCGGCGGGCGACAUCGGCGAGGAGCCCACGGCCUUCGUCGUGAGGCAACCCGGAGCUAGCGUAUCCGAACAGGAGCUCAUCGACUACGUGUCUGCAGAGGUAUCGCCGUACAUGCAACUGAGAGGCGGCGUGGUGUUUGUUCCCGAACUGCCCAGAAACCCGAGAGGAAAAAUUCUUCGUCGUCGUUUACGAGAAAUAUUGAAUACCUUAUAACGAGUAAAAUAUUGAUACAAAUUAAAAUAAUUAUGUAAUAUGUAUAAGUAGGUACUAUGCGCAGCUGUGUUUUUUUAUUGUCAUUAUUCGUAUAAUAUCAUUUGGCAUCCUGAAUACAUUUUGUUAGAACGAAUACACGAAUCUUUUUGUUAGAGA